Molecule: messenger RNA, 1264 nt
Organism: Phytophthora nicotianae INRA-310
Lineage: Eukaryota; Oomycota; Peronosporomycetes; Peronosporales; Peronosporaceae
Exons: 2
Coding region: 113-1264 (383 amino acids)
Biological process (GO): carbohydrate metabolic process
Molecular function (GO): hydrolase activity, hydrolyzing O-glycosyl compounds
Source: RefSeq, a predicted model, not a curated record
CAAUUCCAUCCAACCAUGUGGUUGUCGUGUCACUGCCGCUGUCAAUGCCAUUGACCCGAUGGAGCUGGUCGCUUUGCUCACUCUUCCUUUUGCAACGUGAAGUAAAGAUAAGAUGAGGGUUAUACUGCCUCUGACCGUCUUGGGUCUGUCGUUGGCGAAUGCCAAUAGUGCUCUCCUGCCUUCGACCUACGCAGGCUCCAAGGGUCUACACGAGUUGGCCAAAGCUCAGGGCAAGUACAUGGGCACAGCUACAGACAAUGGCGAGCUCACGGACACAAACUACGUCGCGGCACUGCAGAACAUUAGUGACUUCGGCAUGAUCACUCCCGGUAACGCCAUGAAAUGGGACGCCACCGAGCCUACGCAAAACACAUUCACUUACACAAAAGGCGAUGCCAUUGUGACGCUGGCUAAAGAGAUGGGCGCUCGAGCGCGUUGCCACACACUACUGUGGCACCAGCAGGUUCCGGAUUGGGUCAAAAGUUUAAGUAAAAGUGAGAUGCUCGCCGCUUUAGAGAACCAUAUUACGGAGGUGAUGACCCAUUUCGGAGACUCGUGCUACGCCUGGGACGUUGCCAAUGAAGUCAUGGGCGACGACGCCACGUACCGCAAGUCGUUCUGGUACAAUACGACGGGCACGGACUACAUCACGACGGCGUUUAAGACUGCAAAUUCGGUCAAAAAGUCGCUUGGUUUGAGUACUAAAUUGUACUACAAUGACUAUAACACCGACACGGUCAAUGCCAAGUCGACGGCUGUUAUGGAUAUGAUCCAGACGCUGCUGCUCGAUAAAAACAUUGGCAUUGAUGGAGUAGGUUUCCAGUCGCACUCGAGCUACUCGGACACUGCUACAGCUAAAGAUAUAGUGACGAACCUAGAGCGCUUCACUGCUCUAGGACUGGACGUGGCCUUCACGGAACUUGAUGUUAAGACAAGCUCCACUACGCCGUCGGAAGAGGAACAAGAGCAGCAAGUCGCAGUAUACACCAACGUGGUGUCUGCGUGUCAGCAGGUGGAGGACUGUGUCGGUGUGACGAUCUGGGACUUUGAUGACACGUACACGUGGCUGGAGAACUCGGCCCCGCUCCCCUGGUACCAACCGAAUGGCAAAGGAACGGGACUGGUCCGCAAACGCGCAUACGACGGAAUUGCAGCUGGAUGGGGCACAGCUGCAGUGUCCUCGGACACGUCAAGUGGUACUACUGAAAGUGCCAGUGUCCAAGUCUUCGACGACAAAUAUCUCUACUGGCUCCGAAACUACUAG